Molecule: messenger RNA, 3447 nt
Organism: Closterium sp. Yama58-4
Lineage: Eukaryota; Viridiplantae; Streptophyta; Zygnematophyceae; Desmidiales; Closteriaceae
Source: the annotation of a GenBank genome assembly
AUGCAGCAAUUACGUCCGCGACCGCUCCCGCUGCCCUAUGCGCAGCCGCAGAGCCAAUCACAGUCGAGAUACGCGUCGCAUUCCCAACGAAUAGACAUUCCUAGUAGGCCGGUUAUGGAAAAGCGCGCGACAUUUCACGACUCGGAGUCGUGCGACGCCACUAAGUCGUUUCGAAAGGCGCGCUGGCAAGAGUUCCAGCAAACUGCAGUGGAUAAGCUUUAUUCAUUAACGUGGGGGCUAGCAGUGCUCGUUUUCACGUCCGUGCCCGGAACGACGUGCCUCAUCGGCGCGCUGCUGCUGCCGUCAACAGCCGUGCUCGCACUUCUCGGCGUGUGGCUCGUUAUAGAGGCGGUGUUCUUCGUGUUUCGUUAUAAGCAACUACAGCGAGUCAGUGACGAGUAUGUGGAGCUCCCGCUCCCGUCGCGCGAGGAAAUCUCGGCGCUCCUCGACCGGGUCCUGGCCGUCGCGAAGCAAGCGGAUUAUAACGACUUCGUGGGGGGAUGGUUCAUGGGUGCGUCUCUCGCGUCUUUAACGCGUACAAACGUUCGCCAGUUCAUCUCGCACGGCUUUUUCCACCGUUUCUACAACGAACUCUCGAGCGAAUACCAAGAAGCAGUCGAAGAACUUGUUGACAGAGCCGAAGCGGACCUAGGGAUGCAUUUUAAAGACCCCGACGCGCCGCCUCCGCCUCCCCCGGACCUGCUGUCCUUCGGUUCCGACAGCGAAGGGGAGAGUGAAGUGGGGGAGGAAGAGAGGGGGAAAAGCGAAAGAGGGGCGGGGGACGAGAGGGCAGAGAGCGAGAGCGAGAGCGAAGCGACGGCACGACCACGGCGUUCCGUCGCCGACGCUGCUGCCGGCGGCUCCGCAAUCUGCGGCCCGCUGGAAGCGGCGGCAAUCGCGGCGUCCUCCAGGAGCCUCGGGCGGAGCUGGAGCGACGCGCAGCUUCCGCGAGCGAGCGGGAGCAGCGCGGAUAGUGGAAAAGGGGAAGAGGAAGAGGCGGGGAGCGGAAGCGGGGAAGACGGAAAGGGGGAAGACGAGGCGGGAUCCGAGUCGGGCGGAAGGCGGAAAAAGAAGGGCGUAGACGAGUCGGUGCGCUUCAUGGCGCACACGCGCGACGCUCCGCGCCAUCAUCCACCCGCUCGCCUUCUACGUCUGGGGCCAUAUCGUCGGGCUCCUCACAGCCGCCGCCAUGCGCACACCUCACCCAACGGCAUUCACUACUGGUUCCGCGCUCCCAAAAAAUCGGCGCCAAAGCGCAAGUCCCACAAGGCAGCAGCAGUGGUGCCGUUUUUCGACGACACGUCAGCAGCAGGCGCCACGUCAGCCGCACCGACCGCGCCGCUGCUUGGCGCGAGCGGGGCCCGCGUGAGAAGAGAGGAGGAGGAGGAGGGGGAGGAGGGGGUGGUGCUGGUCCACGGGCUAGGACUCGGCCUCACUCCCUACCUCUCGUUCGUGCACAUGCUCUCGAGAAGCUACCCGAAAAAGAAGCUCAUUGUGGUGGAGCUGGCACACCUGGCAGUGCGCCUGUCCACGUCAUCACCCACCAUCGAUGACGUGGCAGACGGGCUAACUGACGCGAUGGCAAUUCACGGAAUGCAAUCGGCCAUCUUCGUGGGUCACUCGUACGGCGCUCUCGUGCUCGCGCGGCAAGUGCGCAAGCGCCCCGAAACUGUAAGCGCCAUGGGCUUUGUGGACCCGGCCUGCUUCCUCCUCUGCCUCCCUAAAGUGCUCUUCAAUUUUAUCUAUAAGGUCCCCGGCUCCCCGUCAAUAGGCGACACAAUAGCAGAGGCAGUGAGGUGGUUCCUUUGCGGGAGGGAGCUGCAGGUGGCGCGUGCUCUCUGCCGCGGCUUCAACUGGCACGCGUACCAGGUGUGGGCGGACGAUAUCCCCGUGCAUCGCUCGGUGGUGAUGCUGGCAGGGCAGGACCAGAUUGUGCCGUCCGAGCACAUCAGAAACUACCUGUCCAACACACCAGUUGAUGUGAUGUACAAUGAUGGUUACCACCAUGCGCAAAUACUGUUCAGUGACGCCAAGCAGCCCGCUUAUCUUCCUAGUCAUUUUAGAGCUAUGGCGCUCCGCCGUUCCGCUCUGUUUCUCUGCCUGAUGCUACUAGCGGUCGUGCAUGCUGCUUCAUCAAGCGUACGCGAUGACGUAGGAGCUAUUCGAAUCCGCGGUCAACCCAGGAGUUUGGCACAAGUUGCCCCGUGCCGCGCGUCCACGUUGGGAGGGUACACUUCAUCGGUCGGAUUUAACAGAAAAGGGUUCAACCUCCACUGGAAGGUGACGAGCCGUCAGAGCAUCGAUAUUGCCGUCGAGGCCAAGACCGGCAGCGGUGUCGCAAGGGGCUGGUUCGCUAUAGGCUGGUCCAAGUCCGGCCUAAUGUACCCCGCGGACGCCGUUAUAAUGAAUUUCAAAUCCGACGAGGACGACACUACACCGCCCUUGGGCACAUUCGCGUUGUCGAAGCACGAGGAGUCGGGAGUGAAACCAACAUCGAGGUUCGCUAUAACGAACACGGAAUUCACGUCGAAUACUAGCGCCGGCGUUCUCGUCAGGUUCACUCGGAGCAAGUUCGACGGUAUCGUGCCCGUCAAUUACAACGGCCCGAAUCAGAUCAUCUUCGCAUACGCGCCCUACGGAAGCCAGGAGGUCAAGGGUCACGCCGGCAAGAGGGGAUGGAUUCUUGUCGACUUCUCCUGCAAGCCCGGCUCCGCUUCCGCCUCCGGUUCCCCCGCGCCCUCCUCCCCCUCUAAAGCGCCUUCCGCCACACAAACCCCUUCCCCGGCCAAGUCCCCUUCCCCCGUCAAAUCUUCCCCCAAAUCCCCAAAAUCCCCCCCGAAGUCCCCGAAGCCGUCCCCGCCCCCCCCUUCCCCCCCCGCUGAUGUGAUGAACCCAGUGAGCACCCCCUGUAAGAGCACCUCCGGUAGUAGCAGCAGCUCCUGUAAAGCCUCGACACUGGCUGGUUACACUUCUUAUGUCGACUUAAAUGGCAAAGGACUGCUCCUUCAUUGGAAAGUGACCUCUGAUUCCAGUGUAGCUCUGGCGGUUGAGGCGAAAACAGGCAGCGGGGCGGAGAAGGGGUGGUUUGGCGUGGGGUGGUCAGGAUCGAGCUCUAUGGUCCCUUCUGAUGCCGUCAUUGGUAACGUGAAAGGCCUGUUGCCUGUAGCGAGUUACGCUGUAUCGGGGUACAGUGUGGGCCAAAUCAAGGUCACUUCGCGGUUCGCCAUCGGCCAGCCAGAGCUGCUGACAUCAUCCGAUGGCGUCAUCAUGAAGUUUGGUCGAAGCAAGGCUGACGGGGAAGGCAUAGCGGCGGUGGCAUACAAGGGAAAGAAUAAGAUCAUCUGGGCGUAUUCGGGCAGCGGCUCUCGCACCAUCAACGACCACAAGAAUAACUAUGGCUCCACAACUGUGGAUUUCUCCUGCAAGCCUGCACCGACCAAGUGCUGA